Messenger RNA from Fonsecaea multimorphosa CBS 102226, 1863 nucleotides. RefSeq lists its product as uncharacterized. Lineage: Eukaryota; Fungi; Ascomycota; Eurotiomycetes; Chaetothyriales; Herpotrichiellaceae. The coding region runs from base 1 to 1863 and encodes 620 amino acids. Gene Ontology annotation, molecular function: protein binding. The transcript is spliced from 2 exons. The record is from RefSeq and is a predicted model, not a curated record.
AUGGAUGGCCUCAGCGACGCUGCCACCAUUAUUGCUGUCAUAAAACUCUCCUGUGAAGUCGUCGGCUUCGUCGGCACGGCAAUCGGAGCGACAAAAGAAAGGAAGCGCGUUCGCGAGGAAGUUCAGGCCUGCCAAACAAUCCUUCAACAACUCAAAGAUGAGGCCGAGGAAUCAGAGGAAGGACAAAGAUGGGCAAAGAUAAUCAAGGCCCUCGAGGAACCACAUGCGCCGCUGGGUCGGCUUUGGAUUGCUUUGAAUGUCCUCAAAACCAGGCUUGAACCGAAGGGUGGCCCAAAACUAUUGACAUCUUUGAGAUGGCCCUUUCAACGAAAAGAGGUGGAAAAAAUCAUCGACUCCAUCGAACGUGAGAAGGCACUAUUGGGUUUGGCACUGGUCAAUGAUGAGCGGAGACUGAUUCAAGACCUUAAGAAGAGCUCCAAAGAAAACACGUGCCAAAUCCGGGAGCUACUCGAAGUCGUUAAAGAAAGCUCGCAGGCCAGUGAGAAUCGACUUGCCGAGUUGGAAAACGGCUUAGCUCGUAUUGAACUGUUGCAGGCCGGUCUUAACGACGGCCAGGAUCGUCGAGAGGCUUCUGAAGAGCAUAGGACUGUUCUCGACUGGCUCACCCCACUCAACUAUGCUUCCCAGCAGAGCGACUUCAUUAGUCGACGACAACCGGGGACGGGACAAUGGCUUCUCGACGCGACAGAGUUCAAGACGUGGGUGGAGACUGACAAGCAGAUCUUGUUCUGUCCAGGUAUUCCCGGCGCCGGGAAGACGAUUCUCACAUCAAUCAUUAUCGAGUAUCUCCACCGCAAGUUUCAACAGGACCAAGUGGACGGCAAUAUUGGUAUUGCAUAUCUUUAUUGCAAUUAUCGGCAGCGAUACGAACAGCGGGCCAUUGACUUACUCACGUCCCUACUCAAACAGCUAAGCCAUGCAAGGUCCUCGUUGACAGGCUGCGUGAAGGACCUCUAUGAUCAACACAGAAGCAGGCAAACUCGUCCCUCGGUCGAUGAAGUAUCGAGAACCUUACAAAAGUUGGCGCGCACAUUCUCCCGAAUCUUCAUCAUCAUCGACGCCGUUGAUGAAUGCCAAACUUCUGAUGGCAGCCAAAUGUUGUUCUUAACAGAGGUCUUCAAUCUUCACACUAGCUCUGGAGCAAAUAUCUUUGUGACCUCGAGGUUUAUUCCAGAAAUUGUGAAGAAGUUUGAAGGGGCGUACCCUAGGUACAUAGAUGCAGACGGCCGAACGGCGCUGUGGUUUGCCGCCAGCAGUGGGCAAGAGGGUGUGGUACGACUACUGCUCGACAAGGGUGCCAACAUCGAGGUAAAAGACAACGAGGGCCGGACGGCGCUACUGUGCGCUACCGAGGUUGGGCAAGAGACUGUCGUACGGCUCCUACUUGACGAGGGCGCUAACAUCGAGGUAGAAGACUACGACGGCCAUACGGCGCUGAUGUGCGCUGUCUGUGAAGGGCACGAGGCUAUCAUACGGCUCCUACUCCACGAGGGUGCCAACAUCGAGGCAAAAGACAACAACUGUAAGACAGCGCUAUCGUGGGCCGCGUAUUUAUGGCGUGAAGAUAUUGUCCGGCUCCUUCUCGAUAAGGGCGCCAAUAUCGAGGUCAAGGAUAGCUGUGGCACGACAGCGUUAUCGUCGGCCGCAUAUAGAGGGUACGAAGAUAUCGUCCGGCUCCUUCUCGAUAAGGGCGCCAACCUCGAGGCCAAGGAUCAUUUCGGUAAGGCGCCACUGUGGUGGGCCGCCAUCGAAAAGCGCGAAGGCAUUGUGCGGCUGCUGCUCGAAAGGGGCGCCGAUGUAGAGUCAUGGGAUGAGUCAUUAUUCGGUCCAAUCCCCAGGUGA